This is a messenger RNA of Pomacea canaliculata, 6319 nucleotides long. RefSeq lists its product as uncharacterized. The record is from RefSeq and is a predicted model, not a curated record. Bases 4135 to 5529 code for a protein of 464 amino acids. The transcript has 15 exons. Lineage: Eukaryota; Metazoa; Mollusca; Gastropoda; Architaenioglossa; Ampullariidae.
CGAGUAGGCGCGUGUGUUGUUGCAGGAAGUAUUUACUCUGUGUAGUCCCUGUGUCAGUGAAGAGACCUGUGUAGGGGACUAUUUCUCACAGGCGCCUACAUCUUCUGUUGACGAUGGAUGACCUGCAGGUCAGGCUUAGUGUCCUGCUGUUGACCUUGCAUAGCGCUCAAGGUAUAGGUAUUAACAACUGCCACAACAACAAGCUGGAGAUAUUCGAGGACACACCUGUUCCUGUAACUUGCGGAGAUAUUAAGAGUAAAAUUGAUGUCAUGUGGCAAACUAACUUUAACAACAUCGGAGUCUGCACUUCAGACGGUCGGUGCCAAGACCGUUCGGACUACAAGCUCAGCAGACAACCGAAGUCCACAGAGAGUCACCUGACGAUUGUCUCUAAUUACCGAGCUCACGCUGGCCUUGUAGUCGGUUGUCUGGAAAUGAGAAGCAGUUACAUAGUCAGCUGUAGUCUCGUCAUCAAACGUCACUCUGUUCUCACUGGAUGUCAUGUCAGCUUUAACAAUGUCACAGGACUUGUAUCAGGUUCCUGUGGUGUACAGGAAGCUUACACUUCUGAUGACAAGUACAGCUGUGCAUGGAAAGUGAACAGCACGGUCAUAACUACAUUGUAUCGUAAUGAACCUUUUAACAACUGUUCAUUCACACAACCGGCGAUGGGGACAGGAUUGUACAACUACACCAUACAUGUUCAUCCUCCUUCUACAGCAGGAUUUUCACAGAUUGUUGUGAUAGUUGACGCGGUCCCAGAAGUCACAAUCAACAAUCCAAGGCAUAUGUCUGCUGAUGGAGAUGUAAUUUUCUUGACCUCAACGAAACAGAGCAUUUAUGGUACCCAAGGUGGCUCCACUGUUUCUCAAGAAGCAGAUGCUUUGACUCACCUGACAUCUACUACAGACAAGAUCAUCAUCGGUGGAGCUGCAGCCGGUGUGGUUGUUAUCGUUUUCUCGCUACUUGUUAUCUACUUCAUACGACGUAAGCGGUUAUUUCAUGGUAAGUACAUCUGUGAUGAUUUUAAUGCAUUCAAACUCGGUAAUAUAUGGCCAUAAAAAUUCCUUUCCAGAGUACCCGUGAAAAGAAUCAUUUCUAACCUCACUUUUGUUUGUUAUACAUUUCUGCUGCUUCUAACAGGAACUUGUGCUACAGUUGCUUAUUAACUCAGUAUCUAUCUCUCAUCUAUAAAAAUAUUUAUAAAAAGUACCACGAGCGGUGUGUGUAGUUUCGUAUAUAAUGCUAAAAGUCGACAAACGGUUCAAGACUAUAUGUAUCUAUGUUGCCUAUAAUUUUUUCCAUAUUUUUUUAGCUUGUGGUUUGCUUAGAAUACGACAGCGUAGAACCUUGGUCGUUUUCUUAACUAAUGUCUGCUGCUAGAUUGAUGAUUUUGCUAAAUUUUUAGCAAUUGAAACAUAACCAUAGACACUGUGAAAAAAAUGAUGAAAAGUAAUGCUGCUGUACCAACAUGCAGUCGUUGACAUUAACGUUGAUGGUGGGCGAGUAAAACGCGAGCGGGGAAUGAGAUAAUAUUACUUAUCUCAGCUUGACGAGGUGUCCCCUGUCACCUCAUUCCAUGUAGUCACUUUAAGAUGUAUGCCUAAUGACAUUUGACCCAUUUAGUGCAGUCUAAAUAUAGUUUGUUAUUAUUAAAUAUUUAUAAUGUGUCAAGUCCUGCAUCCACCUUCCAUCAAAGGGAAAAUUGACGCUGAAUAAAACCAUAACGAAUUUACUUAUGAUACACACUUAUUAAUUGUACUGAAUAACACUUUAGUCAACUGACACUGUUAAAGAGACAGGCAGGGGAGGAAUGAUAGAAUUGUUGUCAUACCGAGCCUACAACCCAGGCUUUAUCAGGGUAAAACAGCUAACCCUCUUAAAAAUGAGGAUUAGAGUUUUCUUCCUUCUUGAGCAUGGAGAAGAUGCUGAGACAGCUACACCAACCAGACAAGGUAAGAUUCCUUGUUUAUUUACUUUAACUGAGACGGUAUAUUUUAUUAAUUGCCUCGUAUCUAAAUAUUUGCUCUUUAAAGAGAUGCUUAUUUUUUCUCGGCCUGUGCUCACUAUAAUAUUUAAAUAGCCAGCAUAUUUUUUAAUUUUAAUAUUACUUCUGUAAUUAAAAAUAUAAUUUGUUUUAUUUUACCUUUUUAACAAGAUCGACUUUUUAGUCAUCUUAUUUGCCCCUGAAGGUUAAUUUUGAAUUAAAUCUGAUAAAAACACAAGGCACCUUACAGUCACAGACCUGUUUUCCUUUUUGUUAAUGUUGGAUACCAACCUAUGCACUCAUGGAGCCAGAGGAGAGUCCAGAAUUAUCUCGAGUACAGCCAGCAUGCAACAAUCUGGACAAACAGGAAGUAAAGACACUACACAACAUCAUGGAGAGAGCGAGUCAAUCUUACUUGACAAAUACAUGAAAUAUCUGCACUUGCAUGAGUCACGUGAUAAAGCAGGAAGUUUAUGUUGAAAAUGCGCUUUUGACCUUUGACCUAAGCUUGAGGGGUAUAAAGGAGGCCACUUCCCCUGCUCUAAACAACAACCAUUGGGCAACUUUAACCCGGAGGGUAUUGGGUCUGCGCACUGUACAAGAUCGGUAGCCAGAUGAUGACGAGGACAAUCUCAGAACCUCACUGAGUCCACCGCUAACCACGUGACACAUCUACUCAGCAGCAUGGGGAUUUGUGUUUGGGAUUUGUCUUUCAUUAUUUUCUUUUCCUUUUUACUUUUAUUCUACAUGUGUAGCUUAGGGAGACAGGAGCCCGUAGGUGCAAUUAUCAAUAGCAAGCGUGACAAAGGUGAUAUAUCUCUCACACUUAUAACCUCUACAUAUCGGUUACAGUUACAAUUAUUGAAGUAUCACUGCACUCGAAAAGCUUCGGUUAUGGGUAAUCCUCGAUGAUUGUGAAAACAGAUAAUAAAUUAAACACUUCAUCAGAUUAAAGAUAGAUAAUGCGAUUAAGAUUCCAGACAUCCGGCUUGUACAGGCCACACGCGGUACCACCCUCACUUGAAGAACUCAGUUUCCGCUUCCUGCUGUCGCAGUGCCAUCUACCAUCCACCGAGAUACAACAGCCUCGUGUCAUGUCUUCGUAGAAAUGAGAAAAACAUCCAGUUAUCUCACGCUGUUUGUCGGAACCACCUUGUACCUGUCAGUGUACUUUCUUAAAAAUCGAAGGACUAGUAUGCAUGCUUAGAAAGAAAUUAAACAAAUUGCUAGAAGACAGCAUACGAGGGACAUGAAAACAAACAGAUAACACAAGAACUAAGAAAAAAUACACAAUGGUAUUUAAUUAUGAAUAAAACCAACUACAGAAAACGCAGAGGAAGAAAAUAACAGGAACUGAAAGUAGGAUGAUAUUACAAAAGAAAGGGUGUGACAAAGGACUAGCAUUAUGGGAUAGGAUGUUAAUAGUCAUGUUUACGGAAGAGGUGUGUUCUCAGUGCACGUGUAAAGGAUUCAAUAGUUGGUAGGUGGCGGGUUUGGAAAGGGACAGAGCUCCAUUGUUUCUCUGCACAGUAAGUAUGAACUAGAACACAUUUUAUACAAUAGUAGAACUCUCUAGUUUUUGACGGAAGUUAUUAAUGACUUUAAUGUAGAAAACACAGUAAAACCUUAUGGUUAGUUAGUAUUUAACAAUUUGUUGUCUUAUUCGUAUAACCUGUAUCUGCACAUACAUGGACAUCUUUACUGCCAUGCAUGACAUCCUUAUGUAAUUCAAAAGAUUAAAUGUUGAUAAAAUAUUUUACUUCGUUUACUCCAAAGACUAAUGUUUCAUAUUAUGCAUGUACUCGACAAAACAAACAGAAACAACAACAACAACAACAACAACAACAACAACAACAACAACAACAAACAAAUAUAAAAACUGUUAUUUUUAUUGAGAUUACUAGAAUGCCGUAAACAUAUUUUUGUUUACUCAAAUCACGAUGGUGCUUAGCACUGUCCUUCCAACUGUCGACACACCAUUGUGGAUGUGUAGUGAGAGUGGGUGCUACAGCUACACACUGGCAUGUCACACUUGUUGCCAGUGAGGAUGUGACAGACUGUACAACUGAUUAUAUCGAAAGUGGUGACAAGUGAUAAGAAACAUCCUGGUUCUGACAAGAUGAGUUCCAUGAGUACUCUGUAUUCUCAUGCUACAUCCUGUUCUACAGGCGUUGACUUCAAAUAAUCUGCACAAUCGCGCUACAUCCUGUAUGCGCCUGCAUCUUCUGUUGACCAUGGAUGACCUGCAGGUCAGGCUUAGUGUCCUGCUGUUGACCCUGUGUGGCGUUCAAGGUAUAGUCAUUAACAACUGCCACAACAACAAGCUGGAGAUCUACGAGGACACACGUGUUCCUGUAACAUGCGGAGAUGUUAAUAGUAACGUUGGUGUCAAGUGGCUACUUAACUAUAACAACAUCGGAGUCUGCACUUCAGAUGGUCGAUGCACAGAUCGUGCUGACUACGAGCUCAGCAGACAACCAAAGUCCACAGAGAGUCACCUGACGAUUGUCUCUAAUUACCGAGCUCAUGCUAACUCUACAAUCAGUUGUCAGGAAAGGAGAAGCGGUUCCACAGUCAGCUGCGCUCUCGUCAUCAAACGUCACUCUGUUCUCACUGGAUGUCAUGUCAACUUUAACAAUGUCACAGGACUUGUGUCAGGUUCCUGUGGUGUACAAGAAGCUUACUCUUCUGAUAGAAACUACAGCUGUACAUGGACAGUGAACAGCACGGUCAUAACUACAUUGUAUCGUAAUGAACCUUUUGACAACUGUUCAUUCACACAACCGGGACAAGGAACAGGAUUCUACAACUACACCAUACUUGUGAAUCCUCCUUCUACAGCAGGAUUUUCACAGGGUGUUGUGAUAGUUGACACAGUCACAGAAGGCACACUCACAGAUGUCACAGUCACAGAUGUCACAGUCAAUAGUCCAAGCUCUCUGUCUACCGACACAGGUGUAACAGGUGUAAUUUUCUCCACCUCAGCGAUUCAGAGCACUCAGGGGACACAAGGUGGCUCUACUGUUUCCCAAGAAGGAGACGUUUGGUCUGUACUGACAUCUACUACAGGGAUGAUCAUCAUCGGUGGAGCUGCAGCCGGUGUGGUUGUUAUCAUUUUCUUGCUACUUAUUAUAUACUUCGUACGACGAAAAAAACAAUCACAUGAAGGGCAAACAGAAUGUAAAGGAAGUGCGCAGCAUAAUCUCGACGAUUUUGAGGACCAUAUCAAUGAAGUAUACGAAUCAGUCAGCAAAGAUGUCCAGAAAAUCAGUCACAAAGAAGCACAUCAAAGGGUUGAGGAAGAGUGUCAGUAUUAUAGCAACACAAACAAAGUGUAUUACAACACGAACGAUCUGUAUUGCACAAAACAGUCGGCAUCUCCACAUCAAACACAGACUCGUCCUCCGGGCAAAGCUGUGAACAAAGUCUGCGAGCAUCGUCUGUCUAUGGAUCCUUUCGGUCUACAAGACACCAGUCAUCACGGGUUGAAAGACGAGAAGGACCGGAGACCGAAGAAUGUACGAGACAAGAAGCAGACGUGAGGCUCGAAAAUUGAGUUUAAGUGUGUUUGUGUACCAGUCGUCACGUGACACAAUGCAAGCAUCAUAGACUGCACUGACCUGCAGAGACCUGAAAUCACAUGAAAGUGAAGUAAGCUCGUGAAGUGUAGCCUUAAAAUUUAUUCGAAGCCGUCUUCUGUUUUCCAUGCUUCUUGUUUUGUCGCAUUUUAAAAAUAAACUUUAAGAUUAUAAAAAAGCAUCUUUUCUGUACAGCUACACCUAGAGAUGUAACAAUAAUGUAUCCAGAAAUUGCAUUUACCUCUUUUUUUACUAAAAUAUUCGUCCUUGCAGAAUGAUAUAAAUUUUUCUAGAGAAAGUAAAGCUGUAAAUAUUUUCCUAAAAUAUUUAGUUGUAAUUACAAGUUGUAACUUUAAUAUUUACACAAAUGUGCGAUCAAUAAACAUUAUGAAAUAAUUCCUUAUGUUAAUUAUUGAUAUUAUUUGACUAAAAGUGUGCUGCGUUCAGUUGGAAGAAGACUGUUCUGGCAUUCUACUUCUUAAGAAAUUUGCAAAUGUUUACAUUAAAUAUCAUGUUAAAAUUGUUUUAAUGUUCUAAAAUGUAAGCAGCAUAGAGUAUAGAUUGUGUGCUUUAUUUUAAUACGGAUGAAUGUUUUUUUUCUAAAGUUAUCUUUCUUUCGGGCUUUUUUCAUUUACAAAAACAUCAAUAUUUCACUAGGAUGUGAAAUUGUUUACAUGAAAUUACAAACUCACGCAUGAUGAGAACAGAGUAACAUCCAGUAUUUAUCUCAAACAUUUAGUGUACAGACAUGCAG